Molecule: messenger RNA, 867 nt
Organism: Leishmania major strain Friedlin
Lineage: Eukaryota; Euglenozoa; Kinetoplastea; Trypanosomatida; Trypanosomatidae
Product: putative protein kinase
Exons: 1
Coding region: 1-867 (288 amino acids)
Biological process (GO): protein phosphorylation
Cellular component (GO): cytoplasm
Molecular function (GO): protein serine/threonine kinase activity; ATP binding
Source: RefSeq, a predicted model, not a curated record
AUGUUGACAACGCCGUCUUCGCCGCCGCUCCCAUCGUCGGGCAACCAGCAAGGCGCCUGGACACGACGCAUCCGCAAAUCGGAUGUCUACCCCUCUUCACUAGAGGCCAUCCGCGCACGGGUUGAGGCCCUGCGCGGUCGAUGGCGAGGCGGCGGGGCGGCAUAUGUCGUCCCAAUUACGCGGGCCGUGUGCACCCCGCUUUACCUGCGCCUGGAGGUGGAUGAAUCGCUGGCCCUAGAGCUGCUGGGGCCGCCGUGGGAGUACGAACGGCACAGUGCGCCGAUGGGCGAACGUGACGCUGCUCUCUGUGUGUUGUCGGUUGCGCAGCUCCUGUCACGACUUCACGCAGUAGGCGUGGUGCAUGGACACCUGCAGGCAGGCGUAGUGUGGCACCACACAGGUGAUGCGCUACGUAUCGUUGUUACCGAGUGCGAACUGCCCAUGACCGCCCUCGUUCCCUACGGAGGGGUAGGGAGUGAGGCGCGGCGGUGCGCCGCGCCGGAGAUUCUGCGAGGAGACCCCUACGCUGGCGCGGCUGAUGUUUGGGGACUGGGUGUCCUCCUCGUCCAACUGCUCCUGGGGUCGUCGAAGCCGGUGUGCACAGCGGACCUCGAAAACUCUGAUCUGUUGUCGCCGUUCAUCUCCUCGUUGGGCCCAAGCGCUGCGAGUUUUGUGUUGCCGUGCGUGAAGAGUGACCCGCACGCUCGCCCGCUACUGCUUGAGGUGCUGCAGCAUCCAUUCCUAGCAUCGGCGCUGCCGGUCCAUGGAAACGAAGUCGGAGACGAGCAGAGAAGCGAUUGCAGCAGCGAGAACAGCAACACCAGUGAAAGCGAGGAACUGGAGGAUAGCGACACCGACUCUACUUGA